UUAUAAAUUAUGGGCAAAAAUAUUGAAUAAGAAAAAGUGGAAAAGAAUUAGACCAAGGAGCAGGUUUUGACUAUGAAAAAGACUAGAAUUACAAAAAUAGGCUAAUCCUUAAGGAAACUAGUGAAUCUGGAUUUAAAACAAAUUAAGAAGGCAAUAAAUGCAGUAUUAAAAUACAAAGAAUCUACUCAUACUACAAAUAUUCUUGACAUCAAAGAUGACUUUAUCUAUUUAGAAAUUGUAUUGAACAAAUAACCGAUCAGGUAUUCAUUGAGACCUGUGUAAAUGUAAAAAAUUAGAUUAAUCAAUAUUAGAAAAUUACCAAAUGCAAUUUACAAUUAGGAAAUGAAUUCAAAAUUCUGUAUCAUAAGCACAAAUCCUUAAAGAUAGUUCAAAGAUUAAAUUUGCGAAUUUGAUAUUCCUUUGAUUUAAAAAGUAAUUGGAUAUUGUAAAUUGAACAAAAAAUACCCAACUUACACAGAUAAGAGAAAAUUAUUUUAUGAAUAUGAUCAAUUCUUUUGUGAUUAAAAGAUAUAUGGAAGUUUGGCAAAAGGAUUAGGAAAAAUCUUCUAUGAUAGAAAAAAGUAAUGAAUUUUCAUAAUUAGAAUACCAUUUCCAGUUAAUUGUGAAAAUAUCACCUAAGAGGAAUUGAACGAAUUAUCAAACUCCACUUAUUUUAUACAAGGAAAUGGCCCUGUAUAGUAAUUUAGACAUGAUAUUUUAGUACUGUAAAAAUAGGAAGAGUUGCAUAAACUCCUGAUUAAAUUACAUAAAAUUUAUUGGCAGCUACUUAUGAAGUUUUGCCUCAUAUUUUAUACGAAAAAGGAAUGAGUUUAAGUUGCUUAAGAUAAUUAAAUGUCAAGUUAUCUAGCUCUGUAUCUUUACCUUUCUAUACCAGGCUUAGCAUUAGAGAGAUAGAAGCAUGGAGAAAUAAAUGAUAAUUUUUUUAUUUAUGUUUGAAAUACAUUAAGUACAAUUUGGAAUAAAAUGAUGAAAUCUGAAUAAUAUUCAAUUAAUGAAAGGAGAUGAAAAGUAACUUUGAGGAUACCCCUAAACUUAAUUCUGAGGUUUUGUUUAAAAAA
This is a messenger RNA of Paramecium octaurelia, 1079 nucleotides long. NCBI's taxonomy places the organism in Eukaryota, Ciliophora, Oligohymenophorea, Peniculida, Parameciidae. The record is from the annotation of a GenBank genome assembly.